Molecule: messenger RNA, 2889 nt
Organism: Meyerozyma guilliermondii ATCC 6260
Lineage: Eukaryota; Fungi; Ascomycota; Pichiomycetes; Serinales; Debaryomycetaceae
Exons: 1
Coding region: 1-2889 (962 amino acids)
Source: RefSeq, a predicted model, not a curated record
AUGGUAUUCUCCAUGUUCCAGCGUGCAAAACAAAAGUUAGCCCAAACUACCGGCUGGGAAAGACUAAACCGGGGCUCAGUACCUGCCACUGAAGACCCCACUGACUCAAGUCCGCUUUUGAAUGCCCCAGAUGUCCCGCCCACAAACUCACACCAAUCGCUCCUGGUCCCUGAAUCUCACAAUUCUACCUCCACAAAGUCGCCUCUGCCGGACCCAUUUCCUCAAGUUUCAGAGCCUACAAUCACCACCCAUUCAGACCGUUUCCGUGCUCGUCCAGCAAUAAUUUCCCGCCAAGCAUCUCACUCAUCUCGAACAUCCCGAACGUCUCGCAAACCAUCAAUUCCCUACACUAUCAAUGGGCCCAUAAAUGUCAAUCCAGGCGACCAAGCGUACACGUCGAUCACAGACUCAGUGCCUCCAACUACCGCAGAAUCUCAAUUGCAGCGACUGUUCACCGAAGCAGAGCCAGAUGAACUUCAGCCGCUCCUCAAUCGACUGAGAGGAAACUCAUACUCAGUGCAAUCGGUGGUAGUCCAGCCGCCCGAAACGGAGUCAUGGAAAUCCUACUUUGCUAACUACUAUUCAAACUUUACUCUUGAAUCCCAUAAGGGCAUAGUGACCACGGUGAUGAUUCUACUUCUUUUGUUCCUUUUUUUCUACUUGACUUAUAACCAGCUGGAUAGUCUUGCAGUCCAGGCCAUCGAGCCUUCGAUCCACAGCAUCUCAAUACUAAAAGUACACGGCGACGGCGUCGACUUUCAUGUUACUGGCUCACUUUGUGUGAAUUACGACAACAUCUCCAACCUCUUUUAUCGUACUUUUAUGAAGUUGGGGUCUCUUCUUUUAGGAAGUGUGAUUAUAAUUCCCCAGGGUCCAGUUAGGUUGACGGUGGACCUAGUUUCAGACACCAAUUUCGAACCUUUGCAUGUUUUGAACAUCUUUCCUCCGGAAUUGCAAGUGGAUGUUUUGAAUAAAAGAAUCACCGAGAUCGAUUUUAUUUCAAAAACUGAUGUCAUAAAGGAAAACGUUGUCGAGUUGGCAAACAGAGCACUUGCGGUCCAAAACGAUUCCAUUUCUUUCUCUUGUCAAGGAACCGUAGAUCUGCUUGUGAAAACAAGCUUGUUUCAAUACGAGACUCAAAAUGUACGUUUCAAUGAAACAGUUCAGUUGCUGAAAAACGACCUCGAGCCUGAGGUGGUCAUAGAAAACCUCAAAGUGGCUCAGAAUGGAAACAAAUUCGACGUGAAAUCCAACAUAACGAUUCAGAAUAACCUCCCCAUGAAUUUCGCCCUUUACCCCAUCAACUGGGAUAUCUUACUAGAUGGGUGCCAUGAGCCAUACCAAGUAGGCUCGUGGACCAGUCAAAACAUAAGCGUGAAGCCCAAUUCGCCAAUACUGGUUCAAAUCGAAGGAAAUGUGGGUGAAAUUGCCGAACAGUUGCUAGAGCCUUGUGAAAAUGGACUCUCAAGCAUUAAUGAGUUGGUAAAAAGAUAUGCUGCUGGUCAGCCAAUAGAUGUGCACCUUCGAGCGAGCGAUGAAAACGACAAUCUCCCUUCGUGGUUCUUGUACAUUGCUCAUAACGUCAACUACAGAUUUCUGUUUGAACCAGUCUUGCCCCAAGUUAAACCUCCAAGAAUUUCUGUCAAGGAACUGACCAUCGAGAUUCCGUCAGCCAAAGACACCCUUUCUGCCUUUAUGAAUGCAAAUACAUCCUUCGAAGUCGAUAUUCCUUCGGGAUAUGAUAUCGAGGGUAAAGUGCUGCAAUUGUCUACAACGUACGACUUGCGCAAGGAGAAUGAUUCGAUAGCUCAAGGAAAAGCUAGGCAUUUUUUGAACUGGACGUACUCUGAAAAUGUGGUAACUGUUGACGCCGAUACGGAGGAAGAUAAGCUUGUGAUAUUGGACCCCGCAUAUGUUGGAAGCCUCUUCAGCAGCUAUGUAAAUGGUCACCUAGCGGCUAACUUGUCGCUAAACACAACUUUCAAUGAUGUUCAUGUUGAUCUUCCGAUUCUUUCUACUGUGCUUGACGACAUAACCGUGGCUAUACCUUUAACCCUAAGCCCAGAUAUUGAAUACUUGCCUACACUCAAAGGAUGGAAUGUUACAAUCAUCAACAUAUUUCUACUUGAUACUACGGAGGAUACAGUUCAAGUUAGUAUCGAUUUCCAAGUGCUUAAUCCCACAAACUACUCGUUGGAAAUUCCCAAAGAGACCAUUGGAUGCGACGUCCUUUUCAACGAUACCGUCUUGGGGUAUGCGGAGGUGAGUGACCUCUAUGUUCCGAACCAGGAUGGUGGGUUUGACUAUACGGCCGUGGCAGUGUUGAAUGUACCGUCACCCAUGAGCCGAGUGAACCUUGAACUUUUUGUCAGUGAAUUUGUCUCUGGAGUGAAAAAUUUGUCGUUGGGAUUCCAAGGAAGAAAAGACAAAAGAUCAAAGAAUCAGGGACUUCAAGAUUUGAUUGGCAAUAUCCAAGUUGAAGAUGUGGAAUUGCCCAGUAUAGGAUUCGAUGCAACUAACGAAUCUCCAAAUCCAUUCUUGCUCGAAUCGGUGAUUCAUGUUUUAACGUCCGAAGUUGAACUUACGCUCUACAACCCAGUCAACAAUACCGAGCUACUAGUUACAAUUCUACAAGCAGAAGCGUCCUACGAUGGAACAUCUUUGGGUCAUAUUGAACAUCACGAAAUGUUAAUGGUACCUCCAGGAGUGUAUAAAACUCCACGGAUCAAGCUUGACAUUAACCAAGGUGUAGGUAUGGAUAUCCUACGCCGAGCCAUUGACGGAACUCUACGGGUGAAUGUCACUGCAGUUUUUGACACAACCAUACAGCAAUUUUCGCUCCAAUUACUCUACCAUGGUCAAGGAUUAGCAGCCAAGGUUCGGCUCUAA